This is a messenger RNA of Larimichthys crocea (large yellow croaker), 3919 nucleotides long. It is a transcript of the gene fer, whose product is annotated as fer (fps/fes related) tyrosine kinase. Gene Ontology annotation, biological process: peptidyl-tyrosine phosphorylation. The transcript has 20 exons. Lineage: Eukaryota; Metazoa; Chordata; Actinopteri; Sciaenidae. Bases 626 to 3106 code for a protein of 826 amino acids. The record is from RefSeq and is a predicted model, not a curated record. Gene Ontology annotation, molecular function: non-membrane spanning protein tyrosine kinase activity; ATP binding.
UGGUCCUGUCUGUGGUCCUGUCCUGUCUGUCUGUGGUCCUGUCUGUGGUGCUGUCUGUGGUGCUGUGCUAGUUGCUGUACAGACAGUUGAUGGCUGAACGCGGGAAUCAUCUGUUGAAUCACGGAUGAAGACCGGAAGCUGGAUCAGAGUCCGGGUCCUGCUCCGGGUCCGGGUCUGUCCCUGUGAUGUGGACCUUCAUUAACUCCUUCUGUCCUCAUGUCCGUUCCCUCCUCAGACAUCCAACAUGUCUCCGGCCCGGUAACGGCGUCCUCCGCUCCAUGUUCACCCUUUUCCGUUUCCCGCGGAAGCCCCUCCCUGUUAGCCGUUAGCCGCUUAGCUCCAUAGCCGGACGACAAGGAGCAGUAGCCGGGGAGACGGAGGAGAAAAAGACGGGGAAGAAGAGGAAAUGAGCUCGGCGGAGGACGGCAGAGCACCGCGGUGACCGGACAGCGAGGCUGCCGCCGAAAGAACCCGCUCCAUGAGGACCAUGCAAUCAUUGCUCAACUGCCCUCGCUGUUAGUGUGUGUUUGUGAGUGUGUGUCUGUGUGUGUCUGUGUGUGUCUGUCUGUGUGUGUGUGUGUGUGUGUGUGUGUGUGUGUGUGUGUGUGUGUGUGUGAGGUCCAGGAUGGGGUUCGGUCGGGAUCUGAGGAAUUCCCACGAGGGAUUACUGAAACUCCAGGACUGGGAGUUAAAGCUGCUGGAGACAGUGAAGCGCUUCAUGACACUACGAGUGAAGAGUGACAAAGAAUACGCUGCUCUGCUGCUCAGCAUGACUCAGCAAACUGAGAAACAGGAAGCUGCUGAUUACGUCAGCACUGUGAGCAAGUCCUGGUCUCAGGUGAUUCGUCAGACUGAGGCGUUGGGGCGGGUCAUGCGGAGUCAUGCUGAUGACCUGAAUUCUGGUCCUCUGCACCGCCUGGCGACGCUGAUCCGGGACAAGCAGCAGGUAAAGAAGAGCUACCAGAGUCUUCAUCAGCAGCUGGAGAGCCACAACCACAAGGUAACCAGGAGUGACCUCGACAAACUGAAGGUGACAUACCGUCAGCUGAGCCGCGAUGCUAACAACGCCAAAGAGAAGUACAGAGAGGCUCUGUCCAAAGGUCGGGAGGCAGAGCGUGCCCGGGAGCGCUAUGACAAAGCGACAGCGAAGCUCCACAACCUUCACAACCAGUAUGUGUUAGCAGUGUGCGGUGCUCGAACGCAGCAGGACGAACACAGACGCCACGCUGCACCCGCCCUGCUUGAUGCUCUGCAGAGGAUGCAAGAGGACAUGACACUCGCCCUUAAAAGCAUCCUGGAGGAGUACUGUGAGAUCAGCAGUCUGCUGACGGAGGAGAUCGUGAAGGUUCAUCAGGAGAUCUCGGCAGCCGUCGAGCAGAUCGACCCGCUGGCUGAAUACCAACACUUUAUUGAAGCCUACAGGUCCCAGGAGACUCCUGAGGCAGGUGUGGAGUUUGAUGCAUCUCUAUUGGAGGAGACAGACAACCUGCCGGCCAAUGAGAUCCUCUGGAACACGCUUACGGCCGACAGCCUGCAGGCCAUGUUGUCGUCGGCGACGGAGGAGUUGGUGCUGACUCAGCAGAAUCUGAGAACUAAAGAGGCGUUAGCUGAAGACUUGGACACUAAAAUCCAGACGAGUCAGCAGAGUGCAGAGAGGAAGAGCGACUGUGUCCUCCUGCUCAGUCAGAAACUGUCUCUCCUCGAGCUCCAUCACGCCGUCCAAUCACUACGCGGCUCUGAGGCCCGCCUCGCCUCACAGAAGGCCCUGCUGGACGCCAAGAUGGCCGCCGCUGCUGCCUCCCCGCCCCCGCCUCCUCCUCCCCCCACACUGCCAUACGAGGAUGACGCCCGCUCCGUCGGCUCCACCGACAAGUCUAAGGAGAAGAGUUCAAGGUUCGAUACUCUCCGUCACUCUCUGGCUGGAAUGAUUCGCUCUCCUAAAGCCAUGCUGGGCUCGUCCACCUCGCAGUUUUUUGAUGUCAUCCCCACGUCAGAGCGCCCCCUGGCAGAACAGGAAUGGUAUCACGGCGCCAUCCCCCGGACAGAGGCUCAGGAGUUACUACGGCAACAGGGAGACUUCCUGGUGAGGGAGAGUCACGGUAAACCGGGCGAGUACGUCCUGUCGGUGUUUUCUGACGAGCAGAGACGCCAUUUCAUCAUCCAGUACGCCGACAGUCAGUACCGUUUUGAAGGGACAGGCUUCUCUACCAUCCCUCAGCUUAUCGAGCAUCACUUCUCCACCAAACAGGUCAUCACCAAGAAGUCUGGAGUCGUGUUGCUCAACCCUGUCAUCAAGGAUAAGAAAUGGAUCCUGAACCAUGAGGACGUUCUGCUGGGAGACCUGCUGGGGAAGGGUAACUUUGGUGAGGUAUUUAAAGGGACGCUACAGCGAGACAAAACACCGGUCGCCGUCAAAACCUGUAAAGAAGAUUUACCUCCGGAGCUGAAGAUCAGGUUCCUGUCUGAGGCCAGGAUCCUGAAGCAGUACGACCACCCGAACAUCGUGAAGCUGAUUGGUGUUUGUACACAGCGACAGCCGAUCUACAUCGUCAUGGAACUUGUUCCUGGUGGAGACUUCCUGUCCUUCCUUAGGAAGAAGAAGGACGAGUUAAAGACGAAGCAGCUCAUUCGCUUCUCGGUGGACGCUGCUGCCGGCAUGGCGUACCUGGAGAGUAAGAACUGUAUCCACAGGGACCUAGCAGCAAGGAACUGUCUGGUUGGGGAGGGCAGUGUCUUGAAGAUCAGCGAUUUUGGCAUGAGUCGUCAGGAGGAUGACGGAAUCUAUUCUUCAUCUGGACUCAAACAGAUCCCCAUCAAAUGGACCGCUCCAGAAGCACUCAACUACGGUCGUUACAGCUCAGAGAGUGAUGUGUGGAGUUACGGGAUCCUGCUGUGGGAGACCUUUAGUCUGGGGGUGUGUCCUUAUCCUGGGAUGACCAAUCAGCAGGCUCGAGAGCAGGUGGAGAAAGGUUACAGGAUGGCGUGUCCUCAGCGUUGCCCUGACGACGUGUACAAAGUGAUGCAGCGGUGCUGGCAGUACAAUCCUGAAGACCGACCCAAGUUCUCCGAGCUGCAGCGAGACCUUGCCGCCAUCAAGAAGAAGUGAUGACAUCAUCAUCACACACCUAACCAACAUCAGGAAGUGAUGACAUCAUUACACUCCUCGCCAACAUCAGGAAGUGAUGACAUCAUCAGAGACAAUAAGACAUUUCAGUCACGUCCUCAACAAGCAGAGUGCCAUCAGCAAACAAGAGUCACCUGCUUCAUGUGGGCGUGGUCGUUUGGUGGGCGUGGUCCAUUUAUGGGCGGGGCCAGCAGGUGUCAAAGUUCUUUAAAACACUAAACGUCUGUGAAACACUAAAACCAGCUGGAACCAAAGGAUUCAUUUGAGAGGUGGUGAUGAUGUCACACUACGAACUUCACUUAGCAUUGUCAGCAGGUUAGCAUGUAGCUAGCUAACUCAGCCGUCAUGUAGUCAUGACUACACUGAAACAGGUAAUAGAGCUAACAGUGCUAACAAUUUAGCAUGUACCCGUCUGACCUUUGACCUCAGCUCAGGUAAUCACUGCUGACCAGUCAGACUUUAAGCCACGCCCACAUCAGCUGUUAACACUAACAUGUUUGUUUUUAUUUAUUAUGCUUUUAUUUUUUUACAAACUGACAAAUUCUGAAGGAAAACUGACCUUUAUUUUGAAAAAAAAAACAAACAGCUGUCACUCAUCACAGAGACCACGCCCACCCAACCUUUGUUUCCUUUUAAGGAAGUGUUGUUGACCAAUCAGGAACUUCUAUGAAAGUUUUAUUUUGAAUCAGACGGCUCCAAAACACUUCCUGUUUACAUCAUCGUCAUCAGCACUUAGUCCAGAUACUUCUGGGUCGUCAUGGUAACAGAAACAAUAAAGUUUAAUAUAAAAAUGAA